Biomphalaria glabrata is the source of this 529-nucleotide messenger RNA. RefSeq names its product NADH dehydrogenase [ubiquinone] 1 alpha subcomplex subunit 5-like. The record is from RefSeq and is a predicted model, not a curated record. The transcript is spliced from 5 exons. Bases 81 to 434 code for a protein of 117 amino acids. Gene Ontology annotation, biological process: respiratory electron transport chain. Lineage: Eukaryota; Metazoa; Mollusca; Gastropoda; Planorbidae.
AAUCUAUUUUUAUAGGUCAGUGUGCUGUUUCUAUUUCUAAUCUGAUCCAUAUUUUUCAAUUGACCUUCACAACAAUAAAAAUGGCUGGUGUGCACAAAUUGACAACAGGUCUUACAGGGCUACCAGUAGCAAGACAUCCCCAUAAGACCCUUAAAGUCUUAUAUUCUAGAAUCUUAGCGUACAUCAAUAAGAUGCCCUCUGAUGCUGGUUAUCGUAAACACACUGAACAGAUUACUAAUCAGCGUUUACAUUUAGUGAAUUCUGAGACUGAUGUUCAGAAAUUGGAAGAAAAAAUCAACUGUGGUCAAAUAGAGGAAGUUAUUAAACAGGCUGAAAGGGAACUAACCUUAGCCCGUAAAAUGCUUGAAUGGAAACCAUGGGAGCCUCUUGUUGGCCAAGCUCCUCCAAAUCAGUGGAAAUGGCCUCUAGCCUAGUUCAAAUUAUUUUUUGUUUUUUUUAUUUAUGAGACACAUUAGCAAGUGUGUGUUAAGACUAUUAGAUUAUUAAAAAUACUUUUAAAAGCAAAAAA